Messenger RNA from Pteronotus mesoamericanus, 2367 nucleotides. It is a transcript of the gene TMEM179, whose product is annotated as transmembrane protein 179. The transcript has 4 exons. Bases 57 to 755 code for a protein of 232 amino acids. The record is from RefSeq and is a predicted model, not a curated record. NCBI's taxonomy places the organism in Eukaryota, Metazoa, Chordata, Mammalia, Chiroptera, Mormoopidae.
CGGCCUGUGUGCGCCGCCCGGCGCCUCCAGGUCCCGGCCCGCGGCCUCCUCCGGCCAUGGCGCUCGACCGCUUCCUCCUGGCGCAGUGCGCCUGCUACUUCCUGGCCUUCCUGUUCAGCUUCGUGGUGGUGGUGCCGCUGUCCGAGAACGGCCACGACUUUCGCGGCCGCUGCCUGCUCUUCACGGAGGGCAUGUGGCUGAGCGCCAACAUGACGGUGCAGGCGCGCGAGCGCUUCACGGUGCAGGAGUGGGGCCCGCCGGCCGCCUGCCGCUUCAGCCUGCUCGCCAGCCUGCUCUCGCUGCUGGUCGCCGCCGCGCACGCCUGGCGCACGCUCUUCUUUCUCUGCCAGGGCUACGAGGGCUCCUUCCUCUACGCCACCCUGAACCUGCUGGUCAACGCCUUCGUGGUCUUCCUCGUCUUCAUCGCCAGCACCAUCGUCAGCGUGGGCUUCAGCCUGUGGUGUGACGCGGUCACCGAGAAGGGCGCCAUGCCCCACAGCUGUGAAGAGUUCCAGGACGUGGACUUGGAGCUGAACGUGGACAACUCUGCCUUCUACGAUCAGUUUGCUAUUGCCCAGCUCGGCCUCUGGGCCUCCUGGCUGGCCUGGCUGGCCCUCACCGUCCUGGCCUUCGUGAAGGUCUACCGCAACUGCCGCGAGGAGGCCCUGCUGGAGAGCCUGGCCCACGAGAAGGAGCUGCUGCUGGCCCGGCCGGCCCGCACCGCCUUCCAGGAGGAGAAGAGCGCGGUCAUCUAGACGUCCCGCCCCGGCCCCCGCCCCCGCCACCUCGGGGCGGCCUGUCCCGGGGUGCGGCGGGCGCCUGCCUGCGCCCCUCCCCGGCCCCACCACCAUGCAUGUCUGCCCGCGCCCUGCGCGUCCUGAGUAGCCCCGCUCGCCGAGCGCCCGGCUUCCCGCUGAGACUGCGGCGGCCCACCCGUGGGGCCGCGAGGGCCUCCCCCAGGCUUCACGCGGCUGUCGGGGCGCCUGGUGGCGAGGCUGCGGGGAGGCUGGCCCGCCCCUCGGGCCCCCCAGCUGUGAGGUCCGGGCUCUGCGCACGUGCCCCAGCCCGGCCUCGGCACCAAAUGUGCGGGACGGGUGUGUGGCCUGGACUCGAGAGCGGCUGCGCGGGUGUCCUGGGAGCGGCCGCCGAGCCAGGGCGGGGGGCCCGGGUGGCCUGUCUGUGUGCACGAGAGGGUGUGACCGGGUGGUGUCCGUGCACAGGGGAUGAGUGUGUGUGUGCACGUGUGAGAGUGCUGGUCCAUGAGAGCAUGUCCACACACGGUGCGUGAGUGUGAGCAUGGUCAGCAUGUGAGUAUGCACAAGCAUGCGGGGGUGUGUGCACAGUGUGACAGUGUGCGUGUGAACAUGUGAGCGUGCGUGCGCACAGUAUGAGUGUGUGGGCGUGUGUAUGCAGUGUGAGCGUCCAUGUGCACAAUGAGCGUGUGUGCACACAGUGUGAGCAUGUGAGUGCGCAUGUGCAGUGUGAGCGUGCGCACACAGUGUGAGCGUGUGAGUGUGUGUGUGCACGGUGUGAGCGUGUGUGCGUGCACGAGGCCAGAGCAGGGGAGGAAAGGCAGUCGAUUCGCAGCCCCUCUGCACCCCCAUCCACGGGGCGGCGGACGCCCCGGCAGCCUGGGCUGGGCUCUGCCUUCCCAGCUGAGGCCCCGAGGUCCCGAGGGCAUGACCCUGCCCCCACAGCAGCACGGGGGGCAGCGUGACUGUGGACCCCUCGUCCAGAGGCUCGCGGGCUCCCCAGCUCCCCACCGGCGCCCGCCCUCUGUGUCCUGCCAGGAGGGGGCGCCCAAAGGGCAGGAGCACCCCGCCCCCAGCUCUCUGAGCCUCGUUUGCUCCCCGAGCCUCCCUUGGGCUGCAACGCUUGCUUCCCUGCUGUGCCCCCCACCCCGGGCUCCGGGAAAGGAAGACCCUGCUCCCCAUGCCCAGGGCUCUCACUGCCGGCGACUGGAUUGGUCUCCCAGGCGAGGGCACGGGGCCUCCGGAGGCCAGGACCCGGACCGGGAUCGAGGGGCAGGAGGGGGCCGUGGACAGGAGAGGCCGGGGAGGGAGGCGGACUGUCGCAGACGCCCAGGCCUGUCUCAGGCUGGCUGCCCCCAGCACCUCCAGACACGUCCAGGCCUUGGGGGCGCCCAGCCAAGGGCAGCCGGGCCCCCGGACGGGCGCGGGGCCAGGGGCCGUGUGCCCGUGCCAGGGGCAGGGACAGGCCCUGCUGGGCUGGACACGAAGGGCCAGCGGGCGUUCCCGGAGCUCCUGGCGGGGGCCGCCCAUUGCUUUUCCCUGCUGUUUGAUAACAACAUUGUGUUUUAACUCCACUUCUGGCUACACUGAAAGUGAAGAUUCUUAAGUGUAUUUA